Messenger RNA from Lactuca sativa (garden lettuce), 608 nucleotides. Lineage: Eukaryota; Viridiplantae; Streptophyta; Magnoliopsida; Asterales; Asteraceae. The record is from RefSeq and is a predicted model, not a curated record.
CACGUGUUAAUCAUCGUUUGGUUUAUCCGCUUACGUAUCCUUCCCACCGCCUCCUUCUCCAGUAUCUUCCGUCCUGAGGUUCUCGAUUCUUCUGAUUUUCUGCUUCAUUCUUUUCUCGCUCUUCUCUCAAGCGCACAACCUCCACCAUUUACCCGACAUGGAGCGAUCGUGUGACCACAGUGGUCACCGGCGUCGCAUCCCCCCAUGCCUCCUGUUCUCCGAUCUCAGACGUCGCCUCCCGCUCUCUGCUAUCACCAUCCUCGAUUCAGCUUCCAAAAUGGUGGCCAUCGACCUCAAAGAGAAGUCACACGACACAACUUUUUUACCGUCCCACCGCCACCUGUCACUUCUCCUUUUGGUCGAUGGCUACCGCCUACAUUACGAAGCGUCGACGGUAACCAUAAGCAAAGUGGUUCAACAUUCAAAUAUCGUCUUUGAUUAUAGAAAAGCCUCCAGUGAUAGAUUUCCUCCAUUACUUUUAUUUCGUAAGGGAACCACAACAAAUGCAAGGAUGCUUAUUUCAUUCCACCAUGGUUCAUUUAUUUCCAUUUUUGGAGACAAUAUAGAGUAAUUCAGAUCAUUCAUACUAAUUACUUUUUGUUUUAUAU